This is a messenger RNA of Nematostella vectensis (starlet sea anemone), 6578 nucleotides long. RefSeq lists its product as uncharacterized. Gene Ontology annotation, molecular function: calcium ion binding. The transcript has 16 exons. Gene Ontology annotation, cellular component: protein-containing complex; plasma membrane. The coding region runs from base 3143 to 6151 and encodes 1002 amino acids. The record is from RefSeq and is a predicted model, not a curated record. Gene Ontology annotation, biological process: heterophilic cell-cell adhesion; establishment or maintenance of epithelial cell apical/basal polarity. NCBI's taxonomy places the organism in Eukaryota, Metazoa, Cnidaria, Anthozoa, Actiniaria, Edwardsiidae.
UGGAUGGAUAUUUUCAAGAACUACACAAUGAUAUAUAUUACGCCACUAUAGACGUGUAAAUGUAAGGCACGAGUAAAGUUGGCUUUUGCUUUUUGGUCUAUGAUUUUGUUUCAGGUCCAACGUUCGAAACACUGCCAAAAUUGCGUAAUAGAUUUUAAGUGAUGGACUUACAUACUGCUUAAAUCAAUUUCUUUAUUUACUCUUUUUUUGCAAGUUUCAUUGAAGUUAUGAGUUUGUGUUGGUGGCUGGUUGAUCGUAAACCGAUGAUCAUGAUUUUUGUUAAUUAUCCGAUUUUCAAAACGCAAGAUAAGUUUAAUUCCAUUUAUUAUGCCAACAACCUCUUCCUGUGGAAUUCCUCGAGUGAUUUGCCUUUAUUCCCCCUUAUAAAGAGACGUUUUGUUACCUUUUUUUUUCGCAAAUAGAAUUUAAGCAAACUUGAAAUGUCGCGCGCAUUGCAAUCAUUAUGGCGGGAAAUUGUCAAAACACAGGGAGUUUGAAGACGAUUUUCCAUAAAGACAAUUAAUCUAAAUGGAAUAACAUAAAAGAAAUGAUGUUUUUCAUGUGAAGGUCGGUAAAAUCGGCGUAAAAAGCAAUUUUCGAUGGUAAUUCUACAAAUCGACUCGUCAUUUCGAGUUGUGGAGUUGAGAACUCGUGGCUUGAAUCCUUGGUUCCUUCCUUUCUCUUCAGCAGAAUAAGUUUUCCUUCUCGUACAAAUAUUUAAAAAAGCCAUGUAAUAAAUAACUCGGCCUGCGGCCUCGAUCUGUACAAAAAGCCCGCGGGCUGAGAUUUUUCAGUACGGACCUCGCGCUCUGUUAAUAGUAUUAUAUAAUUCUAGUAGUAUAAAAGUAAUAUAUAUUUUAAAAAAAGAAAAAAAAAGCAUUAUUUUAGCCCCUUAAGUCAAUAUUCAAGUUUUUUCCGCUCUCUCUUUCCCAUAGUGAAAUUGGAUAAAAACGCAUUUGGAAUUAAAGUAGAAUAACUAGAAUAAAGAAAAUUUAAUUUUCGGCAACCCGAUUGCCCCCUUAAAAAAGCUGGUCGGCUAGAUCCAGCCAAGAAUAGAGUAGAGGGCAUCUGAACGAUAUCAUCUGUUGAACUGAAUAACAUCAUCCAUCUAUCCUACUGGUAAUACGACUGAUGUUGUUUUAAAUUGCGUUUUCUGUAGAAAAUAAUACCAGCCUCCUAAAGCGAUGUUUAAAUCCAACAGAGCAAUAAAUUUAAACAUGUAUUGUAUCCCAUUCCCAGAUGGUGCCAAUCACGUCACGAUAUGAGAAACUCAUUUUAUGCCAUAUUGGUCGAAAUAAGGGAUCUUGAAAAAAUCAUACACAUAUUGGAAUCAUUGCUUAGUUUGAAAUGUAAAGUACAAUUGUCUGCAAGAAACAAUUUCAAGUAUCGAGAAAUAAAAAAUUGUAUGUAGGAGUAGCAGUCGAAAUCGUGUUUGCUUUAACUCGUCAGGGUGGUAUUAAUUGCCUCUAUUAGAAAAAAAAACAUCCUCAAUAAAAAAAUGUAAUUUUUGGCAACUGAAUCAGCUAGAUCUAGCCAAGGUAGAGUAGAGGGUAGCUAAAGGACUUCAUCUAUGGAGGUCUAUGGGGUAGCUAAACGAUUUUAUCUAUUAAGGUCUGUACUUAAAUAACACCAUCUAUCCUACUGGUAAUACGACUGAUGUUGUUUUUAAUUGUGUUUUCUUUAGAAAAUAAUACCAGCCUCCUAAGGCGAUGUUCAAAUCCAGCAGAGCAAUCAAUUUAAAAAUGUAUUGUAUCCCAUUCCCAGAUGGUGCCAAUCACGUCACGAUAUGAGAAACUCAUUUUAUGCCAUAUUGGUCGAAAUAAGGGAUGUUGAAAAACUUAUACACAUAUUGGAAUCAUUGCUUAGUUUGAAAUAUAAAGUACAAUUGUCUGCAAGAAACAAUUUCAAGUAUCGAGAAAUAAAAAAUUGUAUGUAGGAGUAGCAGUUGAAAUCGUGUUUGCUUUAACUCGUCAGGGUGGUAUUAAAUGCCUCUACUAGAAAAAAAAACAUCCUUAAUAAAAAAUGUUAUUUUCGGCAACUGAAUUGCCCCCUUAAGAAAGCUGACCAGCUAGAUCUAGCCAAGGUAGAGUAGAGGGUAGCUAAACGAUUUCAUCUAUGGAUGUCUAUGGGGUAGCUAAACGAUUUCAUCUAUGGAGGUCUGUACUUAAAUAACACCAUCUAUCCGAAUGGUAAUACGACUGAUGUUAUUUUUAAUUGUGUUUUCUGUAGAAAAUAAUACCAGCCUCCUAAAGCGAUGUUCAAAUCCAGCAGAGCAAUCAAUUUAAAAAUGUAUUGUAUCCCAUUCCCAGAUGGUGCCAAUCACGUCACGAUAUGAGAAACUCAUUUUAUGCCAUAUUGGUCGAAAUAAGGGAUGUUGAAAAACUUAUACACAUAUUGGAAUCAUUGCUUAGUUUGAAAUAUAAAGUACAAUUGUCUGCAAGAAACAAUUUCAAGUAUCGAGAAAUAAAAAAUUGUAUGUAGGAGUAGCAGUCGAAAUCGUGUUUGCUUUAACUCGUCAGGGUGAUAUUAAUUGCCUCUAUUAGAAAAGAAAACAUUCUUAAUAAAAAAAUGUAAUUUUCGGCAACUGAAUCAGCUAGAUCUAGCCAAGGUAGAGUAGAGGGUAGCUAAACGAUUUCAUCUAUGGAGGUCUAUGGGGUAGCUAAACGAUUUCAUCUAUGGAGGUCUGUACUUAAAUAACACCAUCUAUCCGAAUUGUAAUACGACUGAUGUUGUUUUUAAUUGCGUUUUCUGUAGAAAAUAUUACCAGCCUCCUAAGGCGAUGUUCAAAUCCAGCUGAGCAAUAAAUUUAAAAAUGUAUUGUAUCCCAUUCCCAGAUUGUGCCAAUCACGUUUCCUCGCAAUAUGAGCAACUCAUUUUAUGCCAUAUUGGUCAAAAUAAGUAUGGUAAGAAGGUGGUAUUAAUUGCCUCUAUUAGAAAACAUCCUUGCUCUAACUAUUGAAAUGAAAUCUCUAUUUGCACAUUCGCACUGAACUGUCUUGAAUCCACAUUUUGAGGUGACAGGAGCAGUACAGAUCAUUGAAAUAUUGGAUUCUAUUGGUUUUCAAGUUAAUCUCUUCUCGAAGUUCUUUUCUGAUUCUAUUGGUUUUCAAGUUAAUCUCUUCUCGAAGUUCUUUUCUGCAAAAUGAGGCUUAUAUGCCUCUUGUUAUACUUCAACUGUCUCGUUGCCGUAGCUACAUCAAGUCAAGAAUCCUUCUGCCCAGCGUCCAUCCAUUCGCCAGGCGCGCGCAUCACUCAAGUUGACCUUGCCCUGCGGAGCAAGCAUGUGAAAAAGCGUCUUCAGGGCCAAAGUCAGAUGUCAUGUAGUCAGCGGUGUCUGCAGCAAGACUGGUGUAUAUCGGUGAACUACGAAGUGUCUCGACCGGAGGGAGGGGCCUGCGAGUUGAACACAUUCGGAGUCGAGAUGAUGGCCGACGCAAAUCCCAAAAACCCAGAGUUUAAAAGGAAAAAAGGAUGGAUAUACUCACAGCUAAGGUCCGCUCAGUUCACACUAAGCUUACAAGCUUGUAAAGAUGGUUCGUUUACUUGUUCAAACGGAGGCACAUGUGAGGUUGACUGCAAAACUCUCGUCCCAAGAUGUCAUUGUCCGGAAGGCUUUUCUGGAGACAAGUGUGAAGAUGAUAUAAAUGAAUGUCAGAGCAAUCCGUGCAAGAACGGGGGAACGUGCGCUAAUGGAGAAAACAAAUACUCCUGUGUAUGCGCUCCUGGUUUUACAGGCACAAACUGCGACACGGACAUUGACGAUUGUGCUGGUGAUCCUUGUGCAAACGGAGGGACUUGCACGGAUGGAAUCAACGGCUUCACAUGUACAUGUCCCGCUGGUUAUACUGGAAACACCUGUGGAACUGAUAUUGAUGAAUGUGCAAGCAGUCCCUGUCAGAACGGAGCCACAUGCAAUGACGGCGUUAACAACUACACGUGCUCAUGCAUUCCUGGAUUCACCGGCACACGCUGCGAGACUAAUAUUGAUGAAUGUGCAAGCAGUCCCUGUCAGAACGGAGCCACAUGCAAUGACGGCGUUAACAACUACACGUGCUCAUGCAUUCCUGGAUUCACCGGAACAAACUGCGAGACGAACAUUGACGAUUGUCCCUCGGGUGCUUGUAAUAAUGGCGGAACCUGUAUUGACGGCUUGAACAGCUACACAUGUAAAUGUGUUACUGGGUUCACUGGUGCAAGUUGUGAUACAGAAACCCACUGUGAGAUUGUGUUCCCUGUUGGUAACAAGUCCGGUUUUCCUGUCGUGACCUUUUCAUCACCCGGGGUCGUGCUUGAACAGUUCGCCGUGUGCGCGUGGUAUUCCCUGUACCAAAAGUGGACGGAGAACGUCAUCUUGUCCUACGUCACGAGCGAUAACACCAGUCAGCUGGAGGUCACAAUAAAGCGAGAUGGAAAGAUUGGGCUGUCAGUCAAUUGGAAGUCAGUUGCCGUUCCCCUUCGCGACAAGUUUCUUAAUUUUGAGGGAUGGCAUUUCUUCUGCAUCGGAUUCCAAGGCAAUUCAGUAAGAUUCACAAGUGACAGCGAGGAAUUUGGGACUGAGGACUUUGAUUUGCUAAGUAAUGAAAAGCUCACAGGAGGCGGGAAACUUGUGCUCGGCGCGGCCCAGAGAUGUUUUGGGGGCUGUUUCCAAGAAUCAUCAAUGUUUAAAGGAAAUCUCACGAAUGUAAACAUUUUCAAUAAAAGAGAUACAACUACAUAUUACCAUUGCAAGACAGAUGCAAUGACAUAUAGUGACACCCGAAUAUUGACAUGGAGAACGAUACAGAGGGGACAUCCUUCAAACGGUACGAUCUCAGCUACGUGUCCCGCAAGCUGCAAGCCCAACACUGUACAAGACCCCUGGUGCGAAUUCCAGUUCCCCAAUCGCAGCAGAGAGAAUUAUGUUGCUGUGCCUGUGCCAGGCGAUCUUUCUGCGUGUACAAUCUGCGCAUGGUACUCACUGUCGAGUGAGUGGAAGGACAACGUAAUACUCUCCUACGUCACCAGCGACAACACCAGUCAAUUCCAAGUGGUGAUUAAAGCCGACGGGAGACUCGAGCUUAUGGUCAACUGGAAAACAUUCAUCAUACCGAAAGCUAAAGGAGGCUUACUGUACCUAUCUGGGUGGCAUCCCUUUUGCGUUCAAUGGAGGGAUGGGAAAGUAGGGCUCUACCGACAAGAUACAGACUUUGGCGAAGAAACGUAUAAUGACCUGGAAGGCCAAUUGGUUGGCAGUGGCGGUAAACUCAUCAUUGGAGCAGCGCAGAGAUGUUACGGUGGCUGUUUCCAAGAAUCACUAACAUUUCGCGGAAAUCUGUCACAAGUAAACAUAUGGACAAAUGUCUUGGGAGGUAGCGAGGUGGAUAAAGUAAUAUCGAGCUGUGGCGGUUACAGCGAUACCCCGGCAGCACUAAACUGGAAGACAAUUCAGGUUCCACCCUUGAACGGAGGAGUUCUCAUUAGCUGUGAGGGGGGAUGUCAGUCUGGACCAGCAGAAGAAAAGUCCUGUGAUCUUGUGUUUAGCACCCGAAGUCCAUCAAACUUUGCCUCUUUGACAAUACAAGAUGACCUCGUAGAAUUCACUAUCUGUGCGUGGUACUCAUUGGCAAGUAACGCCACUGACAAUGUCAUCCUGUCCUACGUCACACAAGAUAACAGCAGUCAAUUUCAAAUAAAGAUCAAGCAAGAUGGGAAAAUUGAAGUCAUGAUCAAUUGGAAGGCAAUACAUUUGGGACCAAUUCUCAACGAUGAUAGGAUUAGGAUAGCGUCUUCUGUUCCACUGAUUGGUUGGCAUCACUUCUGUGUUUUCUGGAGGACUUCAGGAGAAACAACAGUGUACUGCGACAAUAAUAAAGUCUUGAAGAAUUCUUUCGCAGCAUUAACAACUCCUAUCAAUGGAGGCGGUAAGGUAGUGAUCGGUCAAUCACAAGGCUGCUAUCUUGGAUGCUUCAACGACACCUUAGCUUUCCAAGGACGCCUAACACAGGUAAACAUUUGGCACACGGCGUUCGAUUCUUCCGAUUUUUCAAAUGUAUUCAACGCGAAAGGCAAAGUGUGCCAUUCUGUUACAAGGCCGUAUGCUCUGAUCUGGGGAAGCGUUCUUGCUUCUCCCCUGAAUGGCGACGUUUACCGAUCCUGUCCAUCCAGCUGUUGAGAAGAGUUAGAUAAUUACCAUAUUAUCCACAGGCGGCCCAAGAUCUGGAUCUGCUACAAGUUGUAAAAAGGUAACAUAACAAAUCAUCGGACGUUUUCAGUCAGUAUAGUUGUCACGCUAUACAAUCUUGCGCAACCAAGUCCGACGGUUAAUAUUUAUAUUAUAUUUUACACUUUUUUACAGCAGAGCUUUAGCCUUAGCCGCCUCCGCAGGCAUCUCAAUACGGAAAGAAGCGAAACAAGAGAAAUAUAGAAACCUUUUUAAUGCGGGCUUCCUGUGGAAAACGACAACAAACUACACAGGAAGCCCAGAUCGCAGUAAAUGCUAGAAGGGCCCCUUUUAUAUAUCUUUUUUUAUUCGAUUGAGAUCCAUGUGAAGGAGGCUAGGACCGCCUGUGAUUUACCCGAACUAUAGGCAACCUAAUUUA